GCCGAUCCACUCUGUCUACAGCUGAUUUGUGUUUUGGUCAUUUUGAUGUUGCGUUGUUAUGGUGUGUUUUGACCGGUGCAGCACUUAAUGAUCGGGUUAUUUUGGAAACAUGGAUUGUGAAGACUUUCUUGCAAAAGAGCAGAAAGUUUUGGAGCUCUAUUUCUCAAGUCUUGGGCAUUUUAAUUAUGACAAAGCGAAAGAGACCGUCGAGAAAGAACGUGAUGCUUUGUGCAAAACAGGUGCCAACUACUUGUUCAGCAGCGUCCUUACAGCGCUGUCGCAGAUGGCCGUCGCAGAAAAGCUGUACAUGUCCUUGCAGUAUUUGGCUCCAAAAAGUUUCUUAAGGAAAGACACCUCCCUGAAGUCACUGUAUGAGGCACUGCGACUGGAAUUCCUACGCCUGAAAGACCAAGCAUCUUGUUCGACACCAGUCUCUUGCAGUCCUUCUCCUUCGAGCUGUUCACCAAUGAUGACACCGUCACCGUCGGCCAUGUCUCUGAGCUCAAUGAGCCCGAGCGUCGUGAUAGGUUCCUACCACAGUGGCACAUCUUAUAUGUCGCAAUCACCUCAGGCACCUGUUCUAGAUUCUUUCUUAAGUCACCUCUGUGGACAGCUACACUCUUUUGUUGUGGCCCGUGCAAGAUCAGUUGACUUCUAUGACAAGCUGUACUCUCAGAGUCUUGGUAAGAUGAUGAAGUUCAAAGAGCUGUCUGCUGCUCUGAAUGAUAUCAUACUGCAGAAUCAAAAGCUCUUUCAUCAUCCCAUCCUGACACCACUGAAGUCAUCAUUCAGCAUGGAGAUGGAAGCUCUGCAUCACCUGCUUGAGGCUCAGGUUCUGUUAUCCCAGUGGCAGUUUCUGCAAGCACUGCUUCACCUGAAAGAGGCUCAUGCCAGGUUGGGAGAGUGGAAUGCCAGCCUCCUAUUACCUGAGAACCGUCGAACAGCUUCAUCUCUGCUACGAACUGAUAGGCUUCCACAACUGGUAACAUGGAUCAACAAGCUGAAUGCCUUCAUGGUUGGAAAGUAUACUCUCUACUUCUACAAGAUCCUGAGUCGACAGGCAACACAUCAGGAGAUGAAAAUCUUUGGCUCUAAGAUGACCAUUGACUACUGUCAGAGGAUAGCCAGCCUGUGCAAAAAGUCGGAUGCACUGUGUGUCCAGUUGCUUUUCGAAGCGCUAGGAGUUGAAGGCUACUAUGAACAUGGCUACUGCCACCCGGACCACAUCGUCGAAGCUCCCAAAGGAAUUGACUCCUAUCCUGUCAUCUAUUCUUAUCCCACUAUUUAUCAAGACAAGCAACACAGACCUAAUAUUAUAAUGAUCAUCACAAAGAAGUCUGAUGAUCUCAAUUCUGAGGGGAUUGUUUACUUCUAUGAUUCAAGAAUGGAGAAGAGCUAUUUCCUGAUCAAGCUGGAUCCACGGGUGACAAUGGUGGCCAUCUAUGUAUCACGAAAGUCAGAACGGGAUACCUACAUUGUAUCGUGCAUGCAAGACCUUGCAGCUCAUGUGCGGGGGAACAAAGUGUUUGGCAUGCUGAAGCCAGGAAAUAAAUAAGUGCUAAUAAAUUAUUUUUUAAAUA
Dermacentor silvarum is the source of this 1580-nucleotide messenger RNA. RefSeq names its product KICSTOR subunit 2. The record is from RefSeq and is a predicted model, not a curated record. Gene Ontology annotation, biological process: protein localization to lysosome; cellular response to amino acid starvation; negative regulation of TORC1 signaling. The transcript is spliced from 10 exons. Lineage: Eukaryota; Metazoa; Arthropoda; Arachnida; Ixodida; Ixodidae. Gene Ontology annotation, cellular component: KICSTOR complex. Bases 110 to 1555 code for a protein of 481 amino acids.